GGGAAGGCUCCGCCUAUGACCCCCGUGCCUUCCCUGCAGGCUUGGCUCCGGCUCUAUGGCUACCUCCCGCAGUCCAGUCGUCAGAGGUCCACCAUGCGCUCGGCUCAGACCCUCGCCGCCGCGCUCUCCCAGAUGCAGAGGUUCUACGGGAUCACGGUGACGGGCGUCCUGGAUGAGGAGACCAAGCUGUGGAUGAAGCGGCCCCGCUGCGGGGUCCCGGAUCAGUUUGGAGUCCAGCUCAAAGCCAACCUGCGGCGGAAGCGGUACGCGCUCACCGGGCGGCGCUGGAGCCAGUCUCACCUGACUUUCAGCAUCCAGAACUACAUGGACAAGCUGGGGCGGUACCACUCGUCGGAGGCCAUUCGCCGGGCCUUCCGGGUGUGGGAGCAGGCCACGCCCCUGGCCUUCCAGGAGCUCCCCUACGAUGACAUCCGGCACAAGCGGAGGAAGGAGGCCGACAUCAUGGUGCUCUUCGCUUCCGGUUUCCACGGCGACAGCUCCCCCUUUGACGGCGUGGGGGGCUUCCUGGCCCACGCGUAUUUCCCCGGCCCCGGGAUGGGCGGGGACGCGCACUUCGACUCGGACGAGCCCUGGACGCUGGAGAACACGGACGUGUCAGGUAACAAUCUCUUCCUGGUGGCCGUGCACGAGCUGGGCCACUCGCUGGGCCUGGAGCACUCCAGCAACCCCAGCGCCAUCAUGGCGCCCUUCUACCAGUGGAUGGACACGGAGGACUUCCAGCUGCCUGAAGACGACCUCAAGGGGAUCCAGCAGCUGUACGGUGCCUCCGAUGGGCAGCCCCAGCCCACCCGACCCCUCCCAACGGUGACUCCCCGUGGCCCGGGGAAGCCGGACCACAGACCCCCCAAGCCGCCUCCCCGCGGCAAACCGGAUCGGCCCCCGAAGCCAGGCAGCCCGGACGGGCCCAGGACCACGGAGCGGCCCGACCAAUACGGGCCCAACAUCUGCGAUGGGGACUUCGACACUGUGGCUGUGCUGCGCGGGGAGAUGUUUGUGUUUAAGGGCCGAUGGUUCUGGAGGGUCCGGCAUAACCGGGUGCUGGACAACUACCCCAUGCCCAUCGGGCACUUCUGGAGGGGCCUCCCCGGGGACAUCGAUGCCGCCUACGAGAGGCACGACGGCAACCACGUGGCUCGUGGCCCUCCUGCCCUCUCUGCUUUCCCAGGGGACCGAUACUGGCUCUUCCGCGAGGCAAACCUGGAGCCCGGGUACCCGCAGCCCCUCACCAGCUACGGGCAGGGCAUCCCCUAUGACAAGAUCGACACGGCCAUCUGGUGGGAGCCCACGGGGCACACCUUCUUCUUCCGCGGAGACAGGUACUGGCGCUUUAACGAGGAGACCCACGCCGUGGACCCGGGCUACCCGAAACUGAUCACCGUGUGGGUGGGAAUCCCUCCCACGCCCAAGGGGGCCUUCCUGAGCUCGGAUGCCUCUUACACCUAUUUCUACAAAGGCACCAAGUACUGGAAGUUUGACAAUGAGCAGCUGAAGACGGAGCCGGGCUACCCCAAGUCCAUCCUGCGGGACUUCAUGGGCUGCCAGGAGGCCCUGGCACCGGAGCCCGACCCCGGGCACCGCUGGCCCGACCUGGACAGGCCU
Messenger RNA from Pelodiscus sinensis (Chinese soft-shelled turtle), 1620 nucleotides. NCBI's taxonomy places the organism in Eukaryota, Metazoa, Chordata, Testudines, Trionychidae. The record is from RefSeq and is a predicted model, not a curated record.